GACGUCCCACGACAAGAGAGAAAGAGAAAGAUAAAGAGAGAGGAAUCCCAAAUGGCUAAGCUUAGUAGAGCAAGCGGUAGCAAAAGGAGUGGCAUUGUGAAGCUCAAGAUUGUGGUGGAGAAGCUACAAAAGAGCCUGUCGAUCGGUAGGAGAUCGCCAUCUCCAUGGUCAUCCUAUUAUCACCGGGAGGACGACUAUGAGAGCGAGAAUGGUGGCGACGUCGUGCCCGACGACGUGAAGGAAGGUCACUUUGCUGUGGUGGCUCUGGAAGGUGACCGGCCCAAGAGGUUCGUGAUCCCCUUGAGCUACCUAGCGCACCCCACGUUCCUCAGGCUCCUGGAGCAGGCGGCCGAAGAAUACGGGUUCGACCGUGAAGGCGCACUUGCCAUCCCUUGCGAGCCUAGCGAGCUCGAGAGGAUUUUGGCUUAGCUAGAGUCUAGGGAGACAGACGACCCUUCUCAAAUCAAUAACUCAGCGUGGCGAGAGGAGGAAUCGACUAAGGCGAGAUUCUAACGAGUAACGACGACCGAGAUGAAUUCUUGUGCGGGUACGCGUGGAUCAAAUGGGUCGGUAUCCAAAAGUACGAGAUGGGUUAGGCUUUUGCCCAGUCUUCUUAUAGACUAGUGGUGCCCACCCAUUUGACGAUGGCGACCCUUCCUCUAGUCCCAUGUGUUUCCUUGUGAUCGAGCUCUUUGGAGGCCAUAUAGUGCUACUUAGUCAUUGGGUGUCCACGUGAUGACUAAUGUACUUAAUUAGUCAAAUUAAAUUGGAGGUUCGCGCCAUGAAUAAUAUGCUUGGUGUAAUGUCCAAAAGCUUUGAGACAUGUGUACCUUAGGUAGGUAGAUGGAAUAACAUGGUCACUCUCGCAAAAACCUCCUUUGUUUAUGUUCAAUGAUGUUUCUGAUCUUCAUGGAACUGCCUCUCUUUGCCCAUAA
Molecule: messenger RNA, 935 nt
Organism: Rhodamnia argentea
Lineage: Eukaryota; Viridiplantae; Streptophyta; Magnoliopsida; Myrtales; Myrtaceae
Product: auxin-induced protein 10A5
Exons: 1
Coding region: 52-429 (125 amino acids)
Biological process (GO): response to auxin
Source: RefSeq, a predicted model, not a curated record